AUGGUCCGCCUCUUUAAGAAGAGUAAUGAGGAGAGCAGCUCCUCAGCGACUGAGAACAACAACAAUGGGAAGAAGGAGUCCUGGUCGACUAAGAUGAAGUCGGCCUUCUGUUGUGGCGGCUCAAGCCACGCUGUAAAGGACCCUAAGCUAAUACAGCAUUCGCAAAGUAGACGAUCGAGAGGUUCUAUUGAGGUCUCCCCGAUGACCACUAGGGCUGAUAGUAGCGCUAGAGGAUCUGUUGUGACGGACCUAGACUGUGAGUUCCGACAGGCUCCCAUGACGACAUCCCUUUUGGCGGAUGAGCACGGGUCAGAGGAGAAGACCGGAAGGUUCCACCUAUUUGGACAUCGGAGAGAUGGAAAAGAGUUGUUGAAGAAAUAG
Messenger RNA from Perkinsus marinus ATCC 50983, 381 nucleotides. RefSeq lists its product as hypothetical. The transcript has 2 exons. The record is from RefSeq and is a predicted model, not a curated record. NCBI's taxonomy places the organism in Eukaryota, Perkinsozoa, Perkinsida, Perkinsidae. Bases 1 to 381 code for a protein of 126 amino acids.